GAGAUAGACAUCAGUCGGGACCGUUUCCCGUAUUGUAUAGUAUGGACUCAACUACCGGUCUUGUCCUGGCUACUACCAUUCAUUGGUCAUGUGGGGAUAUGUGACAGUGGAGGGAAAGUACACGACUUUGCUGGGCCAUAUUAUGUAUCGGUAGACAACAUGGCCUUCGCAAGACCAAAGAAGUACAUGUUGAUGUAUCCUGGGGAUCGCGAACGUGCAGUGUGGGACGAGGCGAUCGAUUUCGGAGACACCGUUUUUCGAGAGCGAAUGCAUAACCUGUUUUGCAACAAUUGUCAUCAUCAUGUCGUCGCUUGUCUCAAUCACCUCCGUUACGGGGGAGUACGAAACUGGAAUCAGUUCGCCCUCUGCUGGCUCCUCAUGGUUAACGGCCAUGAUGUCUCGUGGAAGGCCACUGUCCAAAUUUGGGCACUAUUCGUCUCCAUCGUAGUACUGAUAUU
This is a messenger RNA of Perkinsus marinus ATCC 50983, 458 nucleotides long. RefSeq lists its product as hypothetical. The record is from RefSeq and is a predicted model, not a curated record. The transcript is spliced from 6 exons. The annotation marks the transcript as partial. Lineage: Eukaryota; Perkinsozoa; Perkinsida; Perkinsidae.